GAUCUGAUACAGUCAGAAUCAGUUUCUGCAGCAGAGCUUCAGUCCGUCUCUAAUCAGCAGCAGGCGUUACAGCUGGAAACUUGGGAUCUAAACAGGAGAUUUUACUCUCUGCCCCCAGGAAGGUUCAAUUUUCUUUUGACCUAUAGGUUGAUGUUCCUCAUUGAAUGAAGGGAUGGACAUCUGGACAGCAGAGAAAAUAAUUCUUCUUGGUUUUCUGUUGAAAGCUGUUUGCUGUAGAAAUUUCAAUAUCAGUCUGCCACAGAACAUUCAAGCUCUCAGUGGAUCCUGUGUGAUCAUAAAGUGCAGAUUUGAGAUUCAGGAACAAUAUGACAAAGACCUCACUGAAAGUGCUACAGGACUGUGGCUCAAAGAUGGAGAGAAUAAGAAUGAGUAUCUAGUGUUUCACUCCACAGAUCACAAACCUAAUCACUUUAAUGGGACAAUAACUGGAAAGCUACAUGAGGGGAACUGCACCACUAUCUUCUAUAAUGUUAGUUCAAGGCACAUUGGUAGAUAUUACUUCAGGAUUGAAAGUGCUGGUUUGAAAUAUGUCUACAAUCUAAAUACCUCCACUAUAAAUGUGUUAGACUCUCCCCCCAAACCUACAGUGCAUCUGUAUGUGGAUCAGAAGGAGGUGCAGGAUCAGGAGGAGGUGUUGGAGGGGAGCUCUGUGAGUCUGCGCUGCUCUGCUGGGACUCUCUGCUCCUCUCCUCCACCAACUCUCACAUGGAGCUCCACUCCCAGAAUCCCCCUCAGAGAGAGCAGCAGACGAGAGGAGCUCAUCUCUGAUCUGAACUUCACUGCUACUCACCGUCAGCACAGAGUCACUUUCACCUGCACUAUAACCUACCAGCUACAGGACCAGAACAAAACAGCACAGGACAACAUUACAGUACAUGUUCAGGAUUCACCUAAAAACACAUCAGUGUCCGUGCUUCCCUCCAGCUCUGUGUUGGAGGGAAGUUCAGUGACUGUGACCUGCAGCAGUGAAGCAAACCCAGCAGUGAACUACACCUGGUCCAGAGAGAGUGAAGGACAGAUGAAGCAGCUGCAGACUGGAGACACUCUUACCUUCGAUAUGAUCGACCUGAAACACAGAGGCUGGUACUACUGUACAGCGCACAACCAACAUGGCACCCAAAACUCAUCAGUGAUGCUGGACAUCCAGUAUGCUCCUAAAAACACAUCAGUGUCUGUGCUUCCCUCCAGCUCUGUGUUGGAGGGCAGUUCAGUGACUCUGACCUGCAGCAGUGAAGCAAACCCAGCAGUGAACUACACCUGGUCCAGAGAGAGUGAAGGACAGAUGAAGCAGCUGCAGACUGGAGACACUCUUACCUUCGAUAGGAUCGACCUGAAACACAGAGGCUGGUACUACUGUACAGCUCACAACCAACAUGGCACCCAGAACUCAUCAGUGAUGCUGGACAUUCAGUAUUCACCUAAAAACACAUCAGUGUCUGUGCUUCCCUCCAGCUCUGUGUUGGAGGGCAGUUCAGUGACUCUGACCUGCAGCAGUGAAGCAAACCCAGCAGUGAACUACACCUGGUCCAGAGAGAGUGAAGGACAGAUGAAGCAGCUGCAGACUGGAGACACUCUUACCUUCGAUAGGAUCGACCUGAAACACAGAGGCUGGUACUACUGUACAGCUCACAACCAACAUGGCACCCAGAACUCAUCAGUGAUGCUGGACAUCCAGUAUGCUCCUAAAAAUACAUCAGCUUCAGUGAAUACCUCCAGCUCUGUGUUGGAGGGAAGUUCAGUGACUCUGACCUGCAACAGUGAAGCAAACCCAGCAGUGAACUACACCUGGUCCAGAGAGAGUGAAGGACAGAUGAAGCAGCUGCCGACUGGAGACACUCUUACCUUCGAUAGGAUCGACCUGAAACACAGAGGCUGGUACUACUGUACAGCUCACAACCAACAUGGCACCCAGAACUCAUCAGUGAUGCUGGACAUUCAGUAUGCCCCUAAAAUCUCUCCAUUCUUCAGAUGUACCAGGACUGAUGUAACUCUGUGUUUCUGUGAGGCUGAUGGGAAUCCCUCUCCUGAACUGGAGUGGCAUCUGUCUGGACGUCCUGUCAUUAACUCUUCAAACACGUUCAUCAGUGUAGAGCGAUUGAGCAGCACAGGCUUGAGGAGCUCCAUCACUCUUCAUCAGUCUCUCACACACACAUUCACUCUGCAGUGUGUCAGCAGAAACACUCAUGGCACUGCAAGUCAUCAGUUUAAUUUGCUUCAUGUCUCUCCUCAGGUGUCAGGUUUCCAUCAUUUCUCUUUUUUGGUUGGAGUUGCUGGUGGGGCUUCUGUGAUGAUGAUCAUUUGUGGCAUUUUACUUAUCUGUGCAAGGAGAGAAAGCAACCCCAGAGGAGACGGUGACACUGGACUCAUUCUGACUGACAGGGAGGAUGAGAGUGGACCUGUUUGUGCCAAUAAUGCCAUGUUGUCUCCUACUGGAGCUGCCACCCAGAAUUGUGAACUCAAUUAUGCCCCCAUUGACUUCACAAACAUCCAACCAAAGUCAGAAGAGAUCAGGGGCAUCUCCUCGCUAACAGCUGAGUACGCGGUGGUCCAACGUUAUCCUGGCAGAGUAUCAGGGGCAGAGAGCUCAACAGAAGGUGAUCAGCCAAACAGCGGCAUCUCAGCUGUAAUGAAGUCUGAGAAAAAUCCAACCAUACUAGAGCAGGAGUCAAAAAUGGGGGAAGUGUUAAACAAGCCAUUAGAAGAAACAAUAUAUCAAAUUAUCACCAUCUGAGCUAGAAUGGCAGUUUUGUCAUGUAAUUACAAUGAAUGUUAGCUGCAGCUUUCAAGUGUCAAA
Molecule: messenger RNA, 2815 nt
Organism: Carassius carassius (crucian carp)
Lineage: Eukaryota; Metazoa; Chordata; Actinopteri; Cypriniformes; Cyprinidae
Product: Schwann cell myelin protein-like
Exons: 12
Coding region: 173-2752 (859 amino acids)
Source: RefSeq, a predicted model, not a curated record